Molecule: messenger RNA, 914 nt
Organism: Monomorium pharaonis (pharaoh ant)
Lineage: Eukaryota; Metazoa; Arthropoda; Insecta; Hymenoptera; Formicidae
Exons: 2
Coding region: 143-895 (250 amino acids)
Biological process (GO): detection of chemical stimulus involved in sensory perception of smell; sensory perception of smell
Cellular component (GO): plasma membrane
Molecular function (GO): olfactory receptor activity; odorant binding
Source: RefSeq, a predicted model, not a curated record
AAUUUUUUAUUGACAAUAUUGCAAAUUAUAUUUUAGACAUUUUAUAUAAUUAAUAAUAUUGUAAGUUACAUAAAGUUUGAAAGAAUUGAUUAUAUGUGUUGUGUAUCUUCCUAGAUAAUAUCAAAAAAUAUAAUUUAAAACAAUGUGCAUCCUUAAGUUUAAUUUUAAACUUUUAACAAUAUUUGGUUGCUGGCGUCCGGAUUCUUGGUCAUCGUUAUAUAAAUGCAUAGCAUAUCACAUAUAUACAAGUAUAAUAAUUUUCUUAGUAAAUACCUUUAUGUUAUCGCAAUUGAUUGAUGUAAUCCUGAGCAUGAACAAUGUCGAUGAUUUUUUCGAUAACAUCUUUAUGCUAAUUGCCGUGUUUAACGCCUGUUGUAAAUUAUUUAUGUUGCUUAUAAAUCGUAAAAGUAUUCUUAACCUUCUCAAUAUAUUAAUGGAAAAACCGUGUAGACCGUUGAGAUUGACUGAAACUAAAAUUCUGUAUAAAUUUGAUAAAAAUAUACAGAUUUUAACUAAGUGUUAUGCAUAUCUAGGAAUGAUCACAAUCUCAUGUAUCAUACUAUCUUCUUUAUCUAUAAACUUCAGGAAUAGAAGAUUAACAUAUAGAGCUUGGUUGCCAUUUAAUUAUUCGUCGACAGCACUUUUUUGUGUAAUGUACACACAUCAACUGAUAGGCUUUGCUAUCGCAGGAUUCGUACAUGUUGGCUGUGAUGCCAUCAUUUGUGGCUUAUUGGUCCAUAUUUGUUGUCAAAUUGAAAUCUUGACUUAUCGUUUAAAAAAUAUUGCAUGUUAUUCAAAUCUCCGCGAUUGCGUACAUCAACAUUACCAUAUCUUCAGGUUAAAUCUUAUAAUUAUGCACAUUUUGGAAAUUUUGCAAAUUAUAACAUUUUAUUAGAUAUAAAAUUUUUCGUUAA